This is a messenger RNA of Oncorhynchus mykiss (rainbow trout), 6881 nucleotides long. The record is from RefSeq and is a predicted model, not a curated record. Lineage: Eukaryota; Metazoa; Chordata; Actinopteri; Salmoniformes; Salmonidae.
UCAUCACAGCGCGUCAAACAGUUUUGUCUCUCUUACAGAGGAGACUGAGCAGUACCUCUUCCUCUGACCUGAUUUUAACGUUUCAUGUUGAUAUCAGCAGUCUGCGUGUAUCUCGCCGUCUGAUGAAAGGUUGUUAGGAUGCGAUAAGCGUAUUCUAGUGGGGAAAAGUGUCCAAAAUCCCCUUUAUUUCGAGUGCGAAGACAGGACAACACGCCACGGCACUAGUAACGUUAGUUACUAGCAACAGCGGCUCUCUGUUUUUUUGUCGAAAGAUGCCCAGUCCCUCCUGUUCUCUCAUCUGAAGACCGUAGGAGAGAAGUCUAGUUUAGUGAUGAAACAGGACCCGUUGACCAGAGGGGGUAACACGGGUACACCCCUGCCAGGGAGGGGAGACUCUAUGGGGGUAUCGCUGCUAGGCAGCACCCCCUCUUCCUCCUCCAUCUCUUCAAUCUCCUCCCUCUCUUCCUUCAUCUCUUCAUCUUCCUCUGGGGAAGAAAGGAGAAAGGGAGGUGGUGAGGAGUUUAUUGGCAGAGAGGAGGGGGAGGUGGUCAGCAUUUCCAUAGUUACCAUAGCGGAGGAGUCCUGCCCCUCGGAACCGUUCGGAACUGUCGCCGGUCACGUCGAGGUAACAGCCGAUGAGAGCGCGGCUAGGGAAAGAGAUGGCCAAUCAAAAACCUCCCACAGUACCCAGACUGAAGAAGAGGGGGAGCGGAAUGGAGAGGAAGAGGAGGAAUGUAGAAAGGAGGAUGAUGAUGAGAACGAGCAAGGAGUUGAAGGCGAGGAAGCAGAAGAGAUGGAUGAAGACGAGAGUGACUGUCCUGCCCUGUUAGAAGAGGAAGAGGAUGAAGCAGGAAGGAACCAGGUGUUUGUCUCGGAUGAGAACUCUGAGUUGAUGUCGGACAGACUGAACCCUGAAACACCUUCGACACUCCUCAACAUCAAGAUGAAGAGGAAGUUGGACCAUGGACCAGACAUCAGGCCUUUCCCUUCAGGCAAGAAACACUGCAAAGGUUCCAACUACCUCAGUCCCUCCAGUUUCGUUCCAUUCCAGACCACGCCCACUACCUUUGGGGACCUGCGAGCAGCCAAUGGGCAUUCAGCUCAGCGGAGACGUGUGACUUCAGGUCCGCCCCCCUCUGGCCUGCAGGACUGGCUGCACACCUUCCAGGCGUGGAGUGGUCCUGAGCGUCUAUUGGCUCUGGAUGAGUUGAUUGACACCUGUGAGUCCAAUCAGGUGAAGCACAUGAUGCAGGUUAUUGAGCCUCAGUUCCAACGAGACUUCAUCUCCCUGCUGCCCAAAGAGUUGGCCCUGUAUGUCCUGACGUUCCUGGAGCCCAGAGAUCUGAUGCAUGCUGCUCAGACCUGUUCCUAUUGGAGGAUACUGGCUGAGGAUAACCUGCUGUGGAGGGAGAAGUGUAGAGAGGAGGGUAUUGAAGAGCCCCUGGUUGUGAAGAGAAGAAACACUCUUAAACCUGGGUUCCUCCACUCGCCCUGGAAGAGUGCCUACGUACAACAACACAGGAUAGAGAGCAACUGGAGGACUGGGGAUAUCACCUCACCUAAGGUGUUAAAAGGUCAUGAUGAUCAUGUGAUCACGUGUCUACAGUUCUGUGGUGACCUCAUAGUCAGUGGUUCUGAUGACAACACUCUCAAAGUCUGGUCUGCCCUCACCGGCAAGUGUCUGCGUACAUUAGUAGGCCAUACAGGAGGCGUGUGGUCCAGUCAGAUGAGUGGUAACAUCGUGAUCAGUGGGUCUACAGACAGGACUCUGAAGGUUUGGGACGCAGAGAGCGGAGAGUGUGUUCACACCCUGUACGGACACACCUCUACUGUACGCUGUAUACACCUGCACGACAAACAGGUUGUGAGCGGUAGCCGUGACGCUACGCUGCGUCUGUGGGACGUAGAUUCUGGCGAGUGUCUCCACGUCCUGACAGGUCAUGUGGCGGCGGUGCGGUGUGUCCAGUAUGACGGGCGCAGGGUGGUCAGCGGAGGAUACGACUUCAUGGUUAAAGUCUGGGACCCGGAGACAGAGACCUGUCUACACACUCUGCAGGGACACACUAACAGAGUCUAUUCUCUUCAGUUUGACGGUGCCUACGUGGUCAGUGGAUCUCUGGACACCUCCAUCAGAGUAUGGGACGUAGUGACGGGAGGGUGUGUCCACACGCUGACCGGCCACCAAUCACUGACCAGUGGUAUGGAACUAAAGAACAACAUCCUGGUCUCUGGCAACGCUGACUCUACUGUCAGGGUCUGGGAUAUACGGACAGGACAGUGUCUCCACACACUACAAGGUCCCCAUAAGCACCAGUCAGCGGUAACCUGUCUCCAGUUCUCUCGCUCCCUGGUGGUCUCUUCAUCAGAUGAUGGGACAGUGAAGCUGUGGAGCCUGGCGACGGGGGAGUGGGUCAGAGACCUGGUGGCUCUGCAGAGUGGAGGAUCAGGGGGAGUGGUGUGGAGGAUCAGGGCAUCUAACACCAGACUGGUAGCAGCCGUUGGCAGCAGGAACGGAACAGAGGAGACUAAACUCGUGGUGCUGGAUUUUGACCUCACUGACAACCACAAGUGAUGUCAUCAAAGAGGCGACGUGCUUUCAUCAGGAGAGGAUGUCAUUGGAUAAGGAUGCGAGAUAACCAAAGAGGGACCCAAUAUCCUCAUAGGUGGAAGGGGAACUUGUAAUGAAGAUGAAAGGGGUGAAGAGAAGGUGUCGUUUGACAGAGGACUAUGUCAGAAUCCUCCCAUGGAAGGACUGAGUGCCAUUUUAAUAGGAGACACCAAUACACCACAAACCAGGAGACGACUCAGAACUGUCCCCCAUUUCCUCACCACGUCCCUGCGGAACCAAACUCUCAUAUUUUCCUGCUGACCAUUAAACACUGCUGGACACUGGUAUGGUGAAGAGAGAGUACGAAGACCAACUUGAAAUCUUCUGCGACCGGAGGAAUCCAUGAGAGGUCUCACUAAGGUCAUGCUGACCGACCGGCCAAAGGUCAAACUGAGUGUAGUUACUGUAACUACCCAGACUACUGCUGGAUGUAUAGACUGUUACUGUAACUACCCAGACUACUGCUGGAUGUAUAGACUGUUACUGUAACUACCCAGACUACUGCUGGAUGUAUAGACUGUUACUGUAACCACCCAGACUACUGCUGGAUGUAUAGACUGUUACUGUAACUACCCAGACUACUGCUGGAUGUAUAGACUGUUACUGUAACUACCCAGACUACUGCUGGAUGUAUAGUUACUGUAACUACCCAGACUACUGCUGGAUGUAUAGUUACUGUAACUACCCAGACUACUGCUGGAUGUAUAGUUACUGUAACCACCCAGACUACUGCUGGAUGUAUAGUUACUGUAACCACCCAGACUACUGCUGGAUGUAUAGUUACUGUAACUACCCAGACUACUGCUGGAUGUAUAGUAACUGUAACCACCCAGACUACUGCUGGAUGUAUAGUUACUGUAACCACCCAGACUACUGCUGGAUGUAUAGACUGUUACUGUAACUACCCAGACUACUGCUGGAUGUAUAGUUACUGUAACCACCCAGACUACUGCUGGAUGUAUAGUUACUGUAACCACCCAGACUACUGCUGGAUGUAUAGACUGUUACUGUAACCACCCAGACUACUGCUGGAUGUAUAGACUGUUACUGUAACCACCCAGACUACUGCUGGAUGUGUAGUUACUGUAACCACCCAGACUACUGCUGGAUGUAUAGACUGUUACUGUAACCACCCAGACUACUGCUGGAUGUAUAGACUGUUACUGUAACCACCCAGACUACUGCUGGAUGUAUAGUUACUGUAACCACCCAGACUACUGCUGGAUGUAUAGUUACUGUAACCACCCAGACUACUGCUGGAUGUAUAGUUACUGUAACCACCCAGACUACUGCUGGAUGUAUAGACUGUUACUGUAACCACCCAGACUACUGCUGGAUGUGUAGUUACUGUAACCACCCAGACUACUGCUGGAUGUAUAGACUGUUACUGUAACCACCCAGACUACUGCUAGAUGUAUAGUUACUGUAACCACCCAGACUACUGCUAGAUGUAUAGACUGUUACUGUAACCACCCAGACUACUGCUAGAUGUAUAGACUGUUACUGUAACCACCCAGACUACUGCUGGAUGUAUAGUUACUGUAACCACCCAGACUACUGCUGGAUGUAUAGUUACUGUUACCACCCAGACUACUGCUGGAUGUAUAGUUACUGUAACCACCCAGACUACUGCUGGAUGUGUAGUUACUGUAACCACCCAGACUACUGCUGGAUGUAUAGUUACUGUAACCACCCAGACUACUGCUGGAUGUGUAGUUACUGUAACCACCCAGACUACUGCUGGAUGUAUAGUUACUGUAACUACCCAGACUACUGCUGGAUGUAUAGUAACUGUAACCACCCAGACUACUGCUGGAUGUAUAGUUACUGUAACCACCCAGACUACUGCUGGAUGUAUAGUAACUCUAACCACCCAGACUACUGCUGGAUGUAUAGUAACUGUAACCACCCAGACUACUGCUGGAUGUAUAGUUACUGUAACCACCCAGACUACUGCUGGAUGUAUAGUUACUGUAACCACCCAGACUACUGCUGGAUGUAUAGUUACUGUAACCACCCAGACUACUGCUGGAUGUAUAGUUACUGUAACCACCCAGACUAUUGCUGGAUGUAUAGUUACUGUAACUACCCAGACUACUGCUGGAUGUAUAGUUACUGUAACUACCCAGACUACUGCUGGAUGUAUAGACUGUUACUGUAACCACCCAGACUACUGCUGGAUGUAUAGACUGUUACUGUAACUACCCAGACUACUGCUGGAUGUAUAGACUGUUACUGUAACUACCCAGACUACUGCUGGAUGUAUAGUUCCUGAACCACCCAGACUACUGCAGGAUGUAUAGUUCCUGAACCACCCAGACUACUGCUGGAUGUAUAGACUGUUACUGUAACCACCCAGACUACUGCUGGAUGUAUAGUUACUGUAACCACCCAGACUACUGCUGGAUGUAUAGUUACUGUAACCACCCAGACUACUGCUGGAUGUGUAGUUACUGUAACCACCCAGGCUACUGCUGGAUGUAUAGUUACUGUAACCACCCAGACUACUGCAGGAUGUAUAGUUACUGUAACUACCCAGACUACUGCUGGAUGUAUAGUUACUGUAACCACCCAGACUACUGCUGGAUGUAUAGUUACUGUAACUACCCAGACUACUGCUGGAUGUAUAGUUACUGUAACCACCCAGACUACUGCUGGAUGUGUAGUUACUGUAACCACCCAGACUACUGCUGGAUGUAUAGACUGUUACUGUAACUACCCAGACUACUGCUGGAUGUAUAGACUGUUACUGUAACCACCCAGACUACUGCUGGAUGUGUAGUUACUGUAACCACCCAGACUACUGCUGGAUGUAUAGUUACUGUAACCACCCAGACUACUGCAGGAUGUAUAGUUCCUGAACCACCCAGACUACUGCUGGAUGUAUAGUUACUGUAACCACCCAGACUACUGCAGGAUGUAUAGUUCCUGAACCACCCAGACUACUGCAGGAUGUAUAGUUCCUGAACCACCCAGACUACUGCAGGAUGUAUAGUUCCUGAACCACCCAGACUACUGCAGGAUGUAUAGUUCCUGAACCACCCAGACUACUGCAGGAUGUGUAGAAUGUGUAUGAGGCCCAAUAUAGUGCACUACUUUAUAUCAGACCCCUCUGGGUCCGUACCCUGACUGCCCCUCUGGGCCCGUACCCUGACUGCCCCUCUGGGCCCGUACCCUGACUGCCCCUCUGGGCCCGUACCCUGACUGCCCCUCUGGGCCCGUACCCUGACUGCCCCUCUGGGCCCGUACCCUGACUGCCCCUCUGGGCGCGUACCCUGACUGCCCCUCUGGGCGCGUACCUGGACUGCCCCUCUGGGCGCGUACCCGGACUGCCCCUCUGGGCCCGUACCCGGACUGCCCCUCUGGGCCCGUACCCGGACUGCCCCUCUGGGCCCGUACCCUGACUGCCCCUCUGGGCCCGUACCCUGACUAUCGCUCCGUGCCCGUACCCUGACUACCCCUCUGGGCCCGUACCCUGACUACCCCUCUGGGCCCGUACCCUGACUACCCCUCUGGGCCUGUACCCCGACUACCCCUCCUGUUCCGUACCCCGGCUUCCCCUCCUGUUCCGUACCCCGACUACCCCUCCUCCUCCGUACCCCGACUACCCCUCCUGGUCCGUACCCCGACUACCCCUCUUGUUCUCGUACCCCGACGACCCCUCCUGUUCCGUACCCCGACUACCCCUCUGGGCCCGUACCCUGACUACCCCUCCUGUUCCGUACCCUGACGACCCCUCCUGUUCUCGUACCCCAACUACCCCUCUGGGCCCGUACCCUAACUACCCUUAUGGGGCUUGGUCAGAAGUAUUGCACUAUAUAGGGUUUAGGAUGCCAUUUCGGAUCCAGCCUCUCUAGCCAGUCUGACUGUCAGCUGGAUUCAUAUACAGGACAGUGCCCAGAGUUUCUCCUCAGUGACCAACCAAGGAAAACCUCCAUGAUCCACUGAUCCUUUCCACUGCCUGACUGUCAUCAUGGAACUGAAAAGAUGAGACUUCAUCUGAGUCCCAGAUGGCACCCUAUUCCCUACAUAGUACACUACUUUAGGAUUGUUCCCAUAUGGUCAAAGUAGUGCACUAUAUAGGGAAUAGGGUGCCAUUUUGGGACACAGAUAUAUAUAUAUAUAUAUAGCGUUUGUGGUAUACUGUAAAAUGAGUGUAGAUAUUAAAAUAUGUACAUAAUGUUGUUUUUAUAUGAAAAGAGUAAAUAUUGUGCUGAGAUAUUGUUGAGGAGGGGAGAGAUUGUAGAAUAAAGAUGCGUUGUCUUUUCUAAAA